GUUACCUGACUUCCUGUCCUUCACUUCGUUCCUCAGACAGAAACAAUGGCAAAAUAAAUAGUCAAAAAAACUAAAUCGGCACGUUUAUUUUAAUUUGGUUUUCUCAUUUCUCGUUUUUUGAUUUUGACAACAAAACGAUGGUAUUUCCGUUUUGUUGUUAAAUGGUUUAAAGGAAAAAACCAACGGUCAAAACGUACACGGACCAACCCAGGUUUAGGGUCGCUGGUGCAAACAGACAACGCAAAGCCAGUAACGUUGUGGGGGUGGAGUUGUACUCUCUGACGGUGGUCUCAGAGAGGAGAAUGUUGUCCAAGUGACUUCAACUUCUACCAAAGUCAUUUUCUGGUAAGGUACUUUUACUCAAGGAUCCCUUUUAGGUCCUUUAUACAAGACUGCCAGAUACACCUGCUCUACACUCACUGUAUGCACGAUACAACAGCGCCCUCUAUCGGUCUUGCGCGGCAACGGAACACAGCAAAAGUGGAACAGUGUGUGAGCUGAGAUAACGUUGUGGAGCUCCGAGGCGUUAGAGCUCGCACUUGCAGACGGAGAAUCAGAAGAACCAUGCAGCGUGUCUUUGCUCGGACAGUCCCCGGACUGAGUCGCUUGUCGUUACGUCCCUUCUCCGCCGCCGCCAUUCCAGCACCGAGCGGCAAACCGGAGGUCCAUUACAACAAGCUGUUUAUUAACAAUGAGUGGCACGAUGCAGCGAGUGGGAAGAUGUUCCCCACCAUCAACCCAGCUACAGGUGAAGUCAUCUGUCAAGUGGCAGAGGCUGAUGAGGCAGACGUAAACAAGGCAGUGAAGGCAGCACAAAAUGCCUUCAAGUUGGGGUCACCGUGGCGACGGAUGGACGCUUCUCAACGUGGCCUUCUGCUCAACCGACUGGCCGAUGCCAUCGAGAGGGACUCUGCCUAUCUUGCUGAGCUGGAGACACUUGAUAACGGGAAGCCUUACUCUGAUGCCUACAGCGUGGAUGUGCCCACUGUUGUCAAAUGUCUCAGGUACUAUGCAGGCUGGGCUGACAAAUGGGAGGGAAAGACCAUUCCCAUUGACGGAAAUUAUUUCUGCUACACCAGACAUGAACCCAUCGGAGUCUGUGGACAGAUCAUUCCGUGGAACUUCCCUCUUCUGAUGCAGGCCUGGAAACUUGGCCCUGCACUUGCAACUGGUAACACUGUGGUGAUGAAGGUUGCAGAGCAGACACCACUCACAGCGCUCUAUGUAGCCAGCUUGAUUAAAGAGGUGGGUUUCCCUGAAGGUGUUGUGAAUAUCCUGUCUGGCAUGGGACCUUCAGCAGGUGCUGCUAUUGCGAGACACAUGGACGUUGACAAAGUGGCUUUCACUGGAUCCACAGAGGUGGGUCAUCUCAUCCAGCAGGCGUCAGGCAGCACGAACCUGAAGAAAGUCACUCUGGAACUGGGAGGAAAAAGCCCCAAUAUCAUCAUGUCUGACGCCAACCUGGAAGACGCAGUGGAGCAGUCGCACGUUGCUCUGUUUUUCAACCAAGGCCAGUGUUGCUGUGCCGGCUCUCGCACCUAUGUCCAGGCAGACAUCUACGAUGAGUUUGUGGAGCGCAGUGUUGAGCGUGCAAAGAGACGAGUGGUGGGAAAUCCCUUUGACUUAAAUACCGAGCAGGGACCCCAGGUAGAUCAGGAGCAAUUCAGCAAGAUUCUGGGCUACAUCAGCAGCGGGAAGAGAGAGGGAGCCAAGCUCAUGUGUGGAGGUGGAGUGGCUGCCGACAGAGGCUACUUCAUCCAGCCUACUGUGUUUGGAGAUGUCCAGGACAACAUGACCAUUGCCAGAGAGGAGAUCUUUGGUCCAGUGAUGCAGAUCCUCAAGUUUAAAACAAUGGAGGAGGUGCUGACAAGAGCCAACGACUCUAAAUAUGGUCUGGCAGCCGCUGUGUUUACUAAGGACAUUGAUAAGGCCAACUACAUCUCCAGUGGUCUCCGUGCCGGCACAGUCUGGAUUAACUGUUAUGACGUGUUUGGGGCUCAGGCUCCAUUUGGAGGCUACAAGGCCUCAGGCAACGGCAGAGAGCUCGGAGAGUACGGUCUGGACAACUAUACAGAAGUCAAAACGGUGACUGUGAAGGUUCCACAGAAGAACUCUUAGACAUCUAUAGUGAGUCCACAGCUGAUGACCGUCACCAGGAGGCAUUCACAGUACAGUCAUCAUCUCAUCAUCUACCGCUUUAUCCUCCACCAGAGGGUCGUGGGGUGCUGUGCCAAUCUCAGCUACAUCCACAGUAAAUUCCAUUUAAAACAUGAACACUCUUCAGUGCUCACUUCAAGUCAUGAUAUAAUAAUUAAAUCCAGUUGUCAAACCAAGAAUUUUUGAAUCUGAGAAUAGAAAAUGGCUAUAUAAAUAUAUAUAUAUUUUUAUAUAUAAAUAUAUAAAAAUAGUUAAUACGUACACAUAUACAUUAUGCAUAAUUAUUCUCACCAGCGUUUCUUCUUGAUCUGAUGCAAUAACACAAUAGUAUCAGCAUUCACUUUGUAUUUGUAAUCUGCAGGCUCUGAGAUUUUACAGAAUAAAUACAUUUGAGGUA
This is a messenger RNA of Solea senegalensis (Senegalese sole), 2554 nucleotides long. Its product is annotated as aldehyde dehydrogenase, mitochondrial-like. Bases 565 to 2118 code for a protein of 517 amino acids. NCBI's taxonomy places the organism in Eukaryota, Metazoa, Chordata, Actinopteri, Pleuronectiformes, Soleidae. The transcript has 13 exons. Gene Ontology annotation, molecular function: aldehyde dehydrogenase (NAD+) activity. The record is from RefSeq and is a predicted model, not a curated record.